Molecule: messenger RNA, 4306 nt
Organism: Anolis sagrei ordinatus
Lineage: Eukaryota; Metazoa; Chordata; Lepidosauria; Squamata; Anolidae
Gene: CARS2
Product: cysteinyl-tRNA synthetase 2, mitochondrial
Biological process (GO): cysteinyl-tRNA aminoacylation
Cellular component (GO): cytoplasm
Molecular function (GO): ATP binding; cysteine-tRNA ligase activity
Source: RefSeq, a predicted model, not a curated record
GCGCUCUUAGUGUGGCUCGGUUGCGGCAAAGGGCAGCCAGGCGCUUCCACUACUGAGCGGGGGUCGCGGGGCCGUGUGAGAGGAGCCCCGUGUGUGUCUAUGCGUCUGUGUGUGUGUGUGUUGGCCGGCCUGGGCGAGCCCCUCGCGGGGUGACAGCGGGUCGCCAUGAACUUCGGAGGAGUUCCUUCGCAACCUGCGGCUCCUUUAUUGCGGCCCCUCGCAGAGGCGCGUGAGGAGGGCACGGCUGGGGCGCUCUCCCGCUUCCCUUUCGGAGGACUUUCCACUUCCUCCCCUUCCCCUCCUUGAAACUAACCACCCGAGCAACUGCAUCCAUAAUUGUGAGCCAGGGACAGGCAGCUCUCCUGGCCAAUCAGGCUCCGGUUUGUGCCCCGCCCCUCCUCUUCACUACCCAACGGAGAGGCGCAGCUUGUGGACCCGGAAGAGAGGGAGAAGCGGCGAGGAAGGAAUCCAGCGCAUGCGCAGACCUCAUCCACAAGGCGAUGAGAAAAUGGAGGCCGAUGGGGAAGCGGGGUGAACUACAUUUCCCGGCAGGCCUCUUUUUUGUGCGACUGAGCCUGCGUGGGAAUCAUUGCGGUUCGAGCGGGGGCAGCUCCGGUGCUUUUAAGGUUGGCUGAUCUUAAAAUCCGAGCACACCCAGCUGCAGAAAACAAAAGGGGGGAAGAAACGUGGAUCCCGACCCCUUGGAGAAGAGGAAGCUCUUGGAUGAGAUUGAGACGCACCCUCUCCUUCCACGCAUACCGAUUAUUCCCAGUGGCAUCUUCCAGUGGCAUAACCAAAGUCUUCCUUAAAUGCGAAUGACUUCUAUUAUUUCCAGACGAAGAAGUUGGAAGAAAAGGGCAAGUCAUGAAAGACAGUCUUUCCCCUCUACAUUGUGGCAAUCCAGGGAGGGAAGGAAAGGGGAAACCUUUGCAAGGAGGCACUUCCUUUAUUGCUUUCUUGGGAGGCUGAAUCUCCUUCUUCAGCCACUGCUUACUGAGCCAGGAUGAAAGAAUGGAUUUCGCUAUAGGAAGAAAGGAGGAGCUACUCCAAAACCACAGCGCUUUGUUGUCUUCCAGCUUUUCCACUGAUGACCAUUAAGUAUAGCUGUGGACCAACUGUGUAUGAUCAUGCACAUCUUGGGCAUGCUUGUUCCUAUGUCAGAUUUGAUAUAAUUAGAAGAAUAAUGACACGCUUAUUUGGAAAGGAAGUGGUCAUGGUGAUGGGAAUUACAGAUAUCGACGACAAAAUAAUUAAGAGAGCCAAUGAGAUGGGUAUAUCACCAUUGACUCUUGCCCGUUUUUAUGAGGAAGACUUCAAGCAGGAUAUGGCUGCCUUAAAGGUUCUUCCUCCUACGGUCUAUAUGAGAGUGACUGAAAAUAUUCCUCAGAUCAUUUCUUUUAUACAGAAGAUCAUUGCUAGUGGACAUUGCUAUGCAACCUCAAAAGGUAAUGUUUAUUUUGAUGUCCGUUCUAGGGGAGACAAAUAUGGAAAAUUGGCAAAUAUUUAUCCUGAUGCUCAAGAAGAACCAGUGGAUAGUGAUAAGUCCCACGUGAAGGAUUUUGCUCUAUGGAAGGCAGCCAAGCCUCAGGAGAUGUGCUGGGAUUCACCCUGGGGCAAAGGGCGGCCUGGCUGGCAUAUUGAAUGUUCAACCAUAUCCAGUUUAGUGUUUGGAGGACAUUUGGAUAUUCACACUGGUGGAAUAGAUCUUGCGUUUCCCCAUCAUGAAAAUGAAAUCGCUCAAUGUGAAGUUUAUCAUCAGUGUGACCAAUGGGCAAAUUAUUUUUUACAUUCUGGACAUCUUCAUGUUAAAGGGAGUGAAAAAAUGUCAAAAUCACUCAAAAACUACAUUACUAUUAAGGAUUUCUUGAAGGAGUUUUCAUCUGAUCAGUUUAGAAUGCUUUGUUUGCGGAGCAAAUAUAGGGCAGGUAUAGAAUACAGCGAUGACCACAUGAAUGAUGCAAAGAGCAUCCUUCAUAUAAUCUAUUCCUUUCUGAGUAGUGCGGACGCCUAUAUGAAAGGACAAUUUCUCUGUGAAGACAUUAGAGAAGACAUACUGUGGGAAAGGCUUGCUCACACUAAAGCCACCGUAAGGGCCGCCUGUGCGGAUGACUUUGACACCCCCAGGGCUGUUGGUGCAAUUAUGGACCUCAUUCACCAUGGCAACAGACAGCUUAAAGUUGUCACUAAGCAGGAAACUGGAUCUCCUCGAAGCGCCGUGGUGUUUGGAGCCAUUGUUUCCUAUAUAGUGGAAUUUCUUAAAACUGCUGGGAUCACCUUCUCUGAAGGAGAGGUCACUCCAGAAAACAAACAUUCAGCCAUUCUUAGCAGCGUGAUUGACGAAUUGGUAAGCUUCCGAACCAAAGUACGCAAUUUUGCACUUGCUGCACCUGAGGCAACUGGAGAUAUGUCCACUGAACAUGCUGUCCCAUCGAAAGAAGCAAAACAGCGACAGAAAGAGGAAAGACAGAGACUGUUGAAGGAGAGAGAGACCCUUCUGCAAGCAUGUGAUGGCCUGCGUCAAGACCUAUCUCUGUAUGGUAUCAUUAUAAAGGAUAGAAGCGCAACUUCUACAUGGGAACUCAGAGAACCAAGUAAAGAGCUGGAAAACAGCUAAUGUGUGUACAGAUGGAGUGUUUUAAAACAGAGAAUAAUCUUCCUUGAAUUAUUAGGCUUCAUAUUGAAGCAGCCGAAACAUUUCUUCUGAUUUUUGCUUUAAAAAUUGAAAUCCAGAAGCUUUGUCUAUUUUUUGGUAAAAAAAUUGUGUUCAGGAUGGCCAGAAUAGAGAACAGAUAAGAGAUCUGUUCAUCUAGAGCUAUUAUUUUUCCAGCUUUCUUUUUGAACAAUCUGUGGCCCUGUGUGCUUCACCACCUGCAUUAAUCAUAGAAUCAUAUUGUUGGAAGAGACUACAUGGGCCAUCCAGUCCAACCUCGUCAAGAAGCAGGAAAAUCACAUUCAAAGCGCCCCUGACAGGUGGACAUCCAGCAUCUUUUUAAAAGCCUCCAAAAAAGGAGCCCCCAUCACUGUCCAGGGCAGAGAGUUCCACUGCUGAACAGUUCUCAUAGUCAGGAGGUUCAGGUGGAAUCUCCUUUCCUGUAGUUUGCAACCAUUGUUCCGCGUCCUAGUCCCUGGGCAGCAGAAAACAAGCUUGUUCCUUCCUCCCUAUGACUUCCCCUCACAUGUUUAUACAUGGCUAUCAUGUCUCUGCCCAGCUUUUAAGCCGCUCCUCAUAGCGCUUGUUCUCCAGACCCUUGAUCAUUUUAGUCGCCCUUCUCUGGACAUAUUCCAGUCUCCCUUCAACUGCAGUGCCAAGAACUGGACACAGUAUUCCAGAUGUGGUCUGAAUAAGGCAGAAUAGAGGGGGAGCAUGACCUCCCUGGAUCCAGAUACUAAACUCCUUUUGUUGCAGGCCAAAUUUAAACUGUUUCAUCUCAAUCAUUCUUUAAAAAAAGUAAGCACAAUUUUAUAAUGAAACCAUAAUUGCUAGCUUUAGUGACACAAAAGGUGAGUUGCAUAUGUGGGUUUUAAUCUUCACCAUGGUAGUCUGCAACGUUCUCUGGAAAUGAUGCAUAUAGGGGUGGGUGGCAGUUUUGAUGUGCCUCUGAAGUGUUCAUGCCUCUUAAAAAGCAAAUUUGAGAACAGAACAUCUUAAAGAUUUAUUCUGAAGUGACAAGAAACAUCUGGGAGGCAGGAUGCUCAGCCAUAGAUCCUUCUAUAAGAAGUGCAAAGUUUGGCUGGCUAAUGUUAAUCUUAUGUCACACAAAUGUUUUACAAUAUCGUCUUUUCAGCACUUGCAGGUUCAAGGGUAUUGAGAAGCUUAAAAUAGCUGGCCUCAUACAGUCACUUUAAACAUUACAGAUUGGCCUCAAACAGAUCUCCAAAAAAUUCCUAAUGUUAAAAACUCAAACAUCCUUGAGAGACCUUUGAGUCAGAGCAACCCUUUCCAUUACUAACAAAAUACCGUUUUCUGGCUAUGAAUGAAGCCAUGUUCUGUAAGAACAGGUUCCAUACCUUUAACUGUGGUUUUCCCCUCAUACAAAGAAACCUUACAUAAUUGUAACUGCCAAACUCUAGUAACAUUUGAGGUUGAAAGUGCAAUUUUUAUUGCUUGGGAUGUAGAGCUGCAGCAGAUUGGGCACUGCUGAACCCUGCCUGUCUCCCAACAACAGCAAAACCCCAAACAGCUUUAAAAGACUGUAGAAAGGAGAGUAGAAAGCAGGAUUGAAGUCCUGCGGAAAACAUAAGGCUUGAAGGCCUUUAUCAGGAGAUGUACACAUCUCAUGUCUCUGUAUUUAUGCUCCCCCCCCCC